AUGGAGCCGCCCGCAAAGAGACCAAAGACAGGCCCAUCUUCGCUCGAUCAACAGUCAAAAGAAGACGAAGAUGAUGAACUCAACUACGAGCCCGAAGAGGUGUCUCGGAUGCGGGACCCUGGCUUUCGCUUUGAGCAGUCCCGCGCUUUUGCCGCCUUCAAGCUGAAAUCAACAUUUGAGCACAUUUUCCAAAAGUACGACAAGGACUUCACAGGCAUCGGUGAUGAAAUCGACCUCAGAACCGGCAAGAUUAUCACAAAUAAUGGCCACUUGGAGGGCAUGAGAAAUGAGAGAGACACGGGAAUUCUGGACGGUGAUGACGAAGAAGAUGAGGGCGUGCUCCUGGAGGAAGAAUUUGCAUCCGACGACGAUGAGGAGGAUGACGGCUCAGGCUCGGACGUGGGGGAUGAGGAUGGGAUCCCGGAUGCGUCAGACACCGAAGAUGACGAAGAACUAAUCUUACACGGCAGGAGGAAUGAAGAAUCUCAUUCGAAAACUGUUUUACACAUACAGAAAGGCGAGCUACAGCGGCAUCCAAGUCUUUCAAACGCCCCUCCAACGGUAUCACGGCCAAGAUCCGACCAUAGGCUGUCCAGUCUUGCUCAGCCGCGCCGGCCAGAAAGCAGCACCUCGAAUUCUUCCUCAAACAUUUGGGGACGUGAACCAGAUCCUGUCGAUCCGACUUGGAGGGUCCCCGAGAUCGACAAGCCCAAACUUGGCGACGACUUGAUGACGAGACUUUACGGUGCCAGAUACCGCUUCCCCGCCAGUCGAGGUUUCCAGUCUGUGUGGUCUUCACGACCGGACACCGAUCUGGAGAAAGCACUUCCUGAACCUGCUCAGAUCGACAUGAAGCAGCUCAUCCGCGUGAAAAAUGAAAUCCCGAGAAUGGCCAGACCAAUGUCCAAAAAGCUACUGCAGGCAUUCACCGACCAAGAUGAUGACAACGAGGACGAUAUUCUUGGGGUCGCUACUGCAGACCGAGAACUUCGGAUUGCGAAGAAAAGCUCGGACAACACAGAUCCUAUCUCGGAUGAGGCAGUACUCAUCACUGUGGAAGAAAACCGACAAGGACUUGAACCAUCUACCAGAGAUGAACCAUCAAAUGCGAAAACUGCCGGAUCAAAAGCCCUCUCCAGAGAGAUUGGCUGGCUCGUUGAGAACAAAACUUCUGUGAGCGACGGUUCGAGACCGAGGAGACAGCUCAUUCCAACCAAAGUCAUCAAGCCAAUAGACGUUCCCAAACCGAAGGACAUGUCUAAACUGAGUCAAUCAACCGAGACCCAAGUCCAGAGACAGCUGCCAAUUGUACCAACUGAAGUUGAAGCCGAAGCUGACCCGAGCCUGAUGAGUCUCGUGAAAGAUCGAGACCUGCGGAACAAGCCAAAGCAGCGAUUCGUCAUCGAGCUGUUUUCCAAAAUGCCCUCCCCAGAGGAGAUCACAAUGGUCGAAGAUCCCGAAGAUAUGGACACCUUUGAUUCGGUUCAGCAACACGAGGCACUCACACCCCAGCUUGCUAAUCUGACUGUCUCCGAGGCCACUCCGAAAAGUCUUGUACAGCAGCAAAGUCAUGAGGCCGGCGUGACUGAGAAACCUACCCUGGUAGAAUCAGCAGCUGAGAAAAACGUCGAAUCACCGGGGAAGAAUAUUGUCAGGCAUAAGAUCGAUCCCUCUUACGACUUCUCCGAUGACGAGGAAGGCAUUCCCACCACUCGCAUUAGAAACCUUCGCGUCGGGAGGAGGCCCGUUGCUAUUCCAGCUACGGUCGAGUUGGCGAGCCCAAUAGAAGAGGCAAGGCCCGAGAUUUCAAAGACGGUAUUCAUGUCGGAGGACCACCAGUCAUCUCGUAUAGAGCCUAAUGAUGGGUCACUUCUAAGAAGCGAGCCAGCUACACCGGAGUCUAGCGGCAUCGGUAUCGCAACCUCUGACCAGCCGGCCGAUGCGCCGGCAGAGGCUCGCGAUGAGCAGAGCGACAGACGGCUUGGAGAAACUUGUGAGGCCACCGCUGGAAUUAACAAUGCAACCACCAUCUUUUCAGCAGAAAAUUCCACUGAAUUAAGCCACACAACGGAGCAGCUUCUCAUCGAAGCACCUAAUGCGAUGGAAGUGGAGGUCCCGUCGCAUUCUGCGGCAUUGGCGGUGCAGGAGCCACAGAAUCCCAAUAACGCAAAGCAGAAUACUCCACCGUAUGCAACCCAAGCAGAGACCCAGAAAGAGCCUCAGGAAGGGACUCAGGAAGGGACUCGGGACGGUAUUCAGGAGGAGACUCAGAAAAGUCCUCAAAGUGAGACUGAGGAGAACCAGAAAAUGGAUGAACCACAGCAAGAGAAGGAGAAUGAAGACAUCGAGCCCUUCACCAUACCCCUUGGCCUCGAUGUGACCGACGAAACAAGCGCACACGAAACCGAGACCGACCCAGAAGCAACGGAAAUCGAGCUUCCCAUCCUCCCACCACAACCGAGAGGAAGUCUCCUCGCGCCACCUCUUCGAAGAAAGCAUUCAUCAGGGUCAACGGAACCUUCAGAAGUCGUCGGCAAGACGGCCACAUCACCUUUCAAACACAUGAAUCUCCAAUCCAGCAGCCCUCUUAAGAAGUACGCAGUCACCAAAUCAUCAGCCAAAUCUAGGAAGGCCGUCAACCCCCGCGCCUCCGCCAGACCAGAGCGCCGCAGAGCAGAACCGAGAAGCCGCAAGCGUGCAGGCCAGACCACCGCCUCCACGCUUGACAUUUCGGAUUCCUCCACUACGACAACAUCCGCUGCCGCUCUUCACCCUUCGCCACACCGCGAGCAAAGACGAAAGACCUCCCCCAGUACACCAUCGUCAUCGAGACACCAACUCCGAAUCACAAAGGACUCGACCUCCAGAAAGUCAUUCAUCUCCCUCCUCUCCGACGACGAAGAUGAACUCACCCUAGAUCUCUUCAAAACCUGGAUGGCGGCGACACCCUCGGGCGGCGGCUCAUCGGCUGAGCGCAGGCGAACGUCAUAUACCCCAUUCCUACUCGCCGGGCCGCAGACCAAGAUCACGACGCCCAUGAAGCAGAAAAGCCUGCUUGCUUCCGGGAGCGGGAGCGCAGGCGCAGUCGCAGGCACAGGGACUGCCAGGGGCAAGAAGCGCAAGGCGGCGUGGGCGUUCGCCACGCCCACCAGAGUUCACUUUGGCAGCCCCUCGGGCUCGUUCGUACAAACGCCCGGCGGGAAUAUGAGGCGGUGUGGUGAGGAUGGAUUCCGGUGCGACAGAGAUUUCUGCUUCACAUGCCUAUGA
Colletotrichum orchidophilum is the source of this 3267-nucleotide messenger RNA. RefSeq lists its product as uncharacterized. The transcript has a single exon. Gene Ontology annotation, cellular component: nucleus. The coding region runs from base 1 to 3267 and encodes 1088 amino acids. Gene Ontology annotation, molecular function: protein heterodimerization activity; histone binding. The record is from RefSeq and is a predicted model, not a curated record. Lineage: Eukaryota; Fungi; Ascomycota; Sordariomycetes; Glomerellales; Glomerellaceae.